Lepisosteus oculatus (spotted gar) is the source of this 1517-nucleotide messenger RNA. RefSeq lists its product as uncharacterized. NCBI's taxonomy places the organism in Eukaryota, Metazoa, Chordata, Actinopteri, Semionotiformes, Lepisosteidae. The record is from RefSeq and is a predicted model, not a curated record.
AUGCAGACAAUCUCUUCCUCCAGCACACGGGUUCUGCGGGGGGAGGGGGGGGGAGAUGACGAGGCUGAGGCGCGGGUCGAGGCUGCACCAGCGAGCCGUGCGUGUGAGCGGGACACGGGGCGGCGGCGCAGCCUGGGCUCCGCUUCUGGGGAGGAGCCGCCGCUUGUCCGGGGAGCCUGGACAAACACCCUCGGUCCUCGUUCCGUCGCUUUGCCAGGAGGCCGGGAAAUGAGCACCGAUAAUAACCAGGAGAUGGAGCAGAAGAGGAGACUGCAGCCCUUUCUCACUGAUCUGGCCACACUGGGGUCACUGCAGGGCUUCCGGUACUUUCAGCCCUGGCUAAGAGGGAGAGAGGAGCUGCUCCUGACUGUAGUUAAUGAGGAUCUGGGCUGGAGGUCUCCCGGAUUCCCAGGCUCCAUGGCCUCCUCUCCCGGCUCCAGCAGCAGCAGCAGCACAAGCUCCAGUGGGAAUGCUGGAGACCUGUCCCGGGACGAGCAGGCAUUACUGCUCUCGAACAGGAUCAGCGAGGGUUAUCUUCUCCCUGCCUCCCCCAGCGACCGAGAGAUUGCUGUGCCAGAAAUGAACUGCACCCUCUUCUUAUUGGCUGGCUACGCCAAGUAUGGCCGCCCCUACGCUUGGAUACGGUCCAAUCAUGAGCGGCUUGUGAACAUCGGAGGGGCUGAUUCGUUCGUCAGGGACACGCCCAUGAAGCUGAAGUCCAUUGCUGAAUGGAGCACACAUGGCACGAGAGUGUGGGACAUGGUCAGUGAGCUGGUGACGCUGUGCACCACUCCUGCUCCCAUCAACCCCUUCGCCCUGGACCUGCGGUACCUGGAGCGCCUGCCCCUUGCCGAGCGCUUCCUGGGGUCGGGGGCCCUCAUCAACUUCCUGGAGAUGAUCGUUGUCCACGGCAACCGGGAGGAGCCCUACUACAGCAGGGUGACCGAGGACCUGGACAGCCUGCACCGGCUCCACGUGCGCGCUCUGUGGGACGUCCAGCAGAGGGCGUCGGACAGCGGUCAGGUCACCAAGGGAGAGCCGGAGGAGGACUGAAGAAAACAGACCGUUCCAGGGACUAACACUGAAAUCCAGAGUAUCGAUUUGCUAAUUUGAACACAAUUAAAUUAUAUGUUUGGCUCUUAAAAAGAUGGUUCCAAAUCUGAGAUUUCCAGACCUGAAACAGAUCGCUGUAGCACUUUCAAAUGGGUGAACAGUACAUCAGCAGGCCUGGAAAACCCUGCUUUAGGCUGGGGAGCGUCAAGCCUUCAUCCCUGCAUUGCUGCAGCAGUGCCGACAUCCAGAAAGCAGACUGCAAGCACAGGCACACAAUUAGCCCCUAACCACAUUAAUAUUAACAGGAAUUAAACUUCUGAUUGGCAAGGAGAGACUACAGUGCUUUCCUGAGCAUUUGCCCUUUUACUCCAAAGAGGAAAUCAAGUGGAACUCCUAAAAUCAAAACCCUUAUUUUUUUUGCAGGAGAUCAGGACCAAUAAACCGAACCCGAAAACAACCGUGAA